Messenger RNA from Podospora anserina S mat+, 453 nucleotides. RefSeq lists its product as uncharacterized. The transcript has 3 exons. The record is from RefSeq and is a predicted model, not a curated record. Gene Ontology annotation, molecular function: protein histidine kinase binding; histidine phosphotransfer kinase activity. Gene Ontology annotation, biological process: phosphorylation; phosphorelay signal transduction system. The coding region runs from base 1 to 453 and encodes 150 amino acids. Gene Ontology annotation, cellular component: nucleus; cytoplasm. NCBI's taxonomy places the organism in Eukaryota, Fungi, Ascomycota, Sordariomycetes, Sordariales, Podosporaceae.
AUGCUCAAGUCAGACGAAGAUUCGGACGACGAAGUAUACUUCGCAAACAUGCCAGACUUCGGUGACCACGUCGACAAUGCGAUCUUCUCCCAGAUCCUGGAAAUGGACGAGAGCGACCAUGAGAGGGACUUCAGUGAGCCACUGGUCAUCAACUUCUUUGAGCAAGCACAGGACACCUUCGAGAAGAUGGAUCAAGCUCUAGCUUCCAGAGAUCUUAACGAACUCUCUACUCUGGGGCACUUCCUGAAGGGAUCCUCGGCCACCCUUGGUUUUAACAAGAUCCGGGACAGCUGUCAAGUUGUGCAGCAAUAUGGACACAAGCUCACGGUCGACGGAGUGUCUGAGCCGGACGAGAACGUAUGCUUAAAAAAGAUCGCCGAGGCACUCCAGGCCGCCAAAGUCGACACAGCCGAGCUCGAGAAACAGAUGAAGAAAUUCUUUGGAGCCGAAUAA